Molecule: messenger RNA, 1275 nt
Organism: Poecilia latipinna (sailfin molly)
Lineage: Eukaryota; Metazoa; Chordata; Actinopteri; Cyprinodontiformes; Poeciliidae
Product: ATP-binding cassette sub-family F member 2-like
Exons: 8
Coding region: 121-1260 (379 amino acids)
Molecular function (GO): ATP binding; ATP hydrolysis activity
Source: RefSeq, a predicted model, not a curated record
UUCACCGCCCUUCUUGACCAUAUAUGGUUCGUCUGGCGGUUUAGUGAGCGGCUACAUCCACCCGGCAAAAAGUGGACACGAGACGUCAGUGUGCUUCCGACAUAAGAGCCUUGGGUAACCAUGCCGUCAGACUUGGCCAAAAAGAAAGCAGCCAAGAAGAAGGAGGCAGCCAAAGCUCGUCAGCGCCCCAAGAAGUCUGAGGAAGUGAAUGGGGACGGAGAACAACCGGAGAUUCAAGAAAAUGGAGCAGACAGCAAUGGCGUCGGCAGCUUAACAAAGGAGCUGGACGAGUUCGAGCUGCGGAAGACGGAGGCUCGGGCCGUGACUGGCGUUCUUGCUUCCCACCCCAACAGCACGGACGUCCACAUCAGCAGCCUGUCGCUCACCUUCCACGGCCAAGAGCUGCUGGCAGACACCAGCCUGGAGCUCAACUCGGGCCGACGCUAUGGCCUCAUCGGGCUUAACGGCACCGGAAAGUCCAUGCUACUGUCGGCCAUCGGCCACCGUGAGAUUCCCAUUCCAGAGCACAUAGAUAUUUACCAUCUGACCCGGGAGAUGGCGCCGAGCGACAAGACGGCUCUGCAGUGUGUCAUGGAGGUGGACGAGCAGAGGAUCAUGCUGGAGAAGGAGGCGGAGAGACUCGCUCAUGAAGACUCGGAGUGUGAGAAGCUGAUGGAGCUGUACGAGCGUCUGGAGGAGCUGGACGCCGACAAGGCGGAGAUGCGAGCCUCUCGGAUCCUCCACGGUCUAGGCUUCAGCGCCACCAUGCAGCAGAAGAAGCUGAAGGACUUCAGUGGAGGCUGGAGGAUGCGUGUCGCUCUGGCCAGAGCUCUGUUCAUCAAACCCUUCAUGUUGUUGCUGGACGAGCCGACGAACCACCUGGACCUGGACGCUUGUGUGUGGCUGGAAGAGGAGCUCAAAUCGUUUAAGAGAAUCCUUGUUCUCAUCUCACACUCGCAAGACUUCCUGAACGGCGUGUGUACCAACAUCAUCCACUUGCAUCAGAGAAAACUAAAGUACUACACGGGUAACUAUGACCAGUAUGUGAAGACCAGAGCAGAGCUGGAAGAGAACCAGAUGAAGCGUUUCAACUGGGAGCAGGACCAGAUAGCACACAUGAAGGUAAACAAGAGGCCUAAUUUAUUUAACUUUAUUUACAAAAAUAUCCUCAAAAUAAAACCUGAAGAAUGCAAAUCGCCUUUAACGCAGCAUUCCCUUAGUAAAUCACGGAGGUGGCAGAGUGAUGCUUUGGGAUGCUAAUAUUUAGUAUGGAAA